AUGCUAACAGAAACACAACUGCUUUCCGCGUUGUGUACUCGGUUGCAGCAAGAAGCCUAUACGCUGAAUUUUGAUUACUUCACGUUCCAUAUCAGGUGCAUGAGAUUCUUGAAGGCUUUGUACGAGGAGUUCAGGGUGGAGAUUAUUGAGGAGGAUGGGGAGUUGAUAGAGAGGAGAGGGGAGUUGAAUAUGGUUGUUCAUAGAAUUUUCACCUGGCUGAUGGACCAGGAGAAGGCGGAGAAUGUGAAAGAGAGAUUGAGGGGGGUGUUGGAGAUGUUCGUCGAAAGGGAAGGACGUGCGGAGAUUGAUUCUCUGAAGGAGUAUAUGGAUGGGUUGAAUUUGGCUAAUUAG
Hymenoscyphus albidus is the source of this 351-nucleotide messenger RNA. The record is from the annotation of a GenBank genome assembly. Lineage: Eukaryota; Fungi; Ascomycota; Leotiomycetes; Helotiales; Helotiaceae.